GUCUGCUGCCAUUUUUUUCCCUCUUCGUCAAUCCGGAAGUAGCCGACAGUGUUUACAGCUAACAGCACGAGUUUUGAAUGUCCGCAACUAGGAAGAGGUGAAAGGAAACAAAAUGACCGAAGUACCAAACGGGACCGAGACUGACGCCAUCUCCGUGCACAAUUUCUCGGAGAAGAUUUUGGAGCAGCUCGUCCACUUCCACGUGAUGAAGAUGAGCGGCGGCUUUUUCCUGUGGGUCGGUUCGGCUCCGGUUCUGUCCAACCUGGCGGUGUCCAUGAGCAGCAGAUAUGAUUCAAUGCCAUUAUCUACAUUAGUCAUGGGGGACCCAUCCAACACUACUCCGAACUCAUUGGCACAGAGAUUAGCAAAGAAGACCAACAAGCAGGUAUUUGUGAGUUACAGUCUUCCAAUGACGGAGUCCAGUCUCAGCCUCUUGGUGGAGAACAGGAUCAAAAAGGAGCUGGAGCUUCACCCUGAACACUUUUAACCAGAUAUGUCACCGUUUCGGACCUUCCUCCUCCUCCUCCUCCUCUUCUUCAGCGUCAUCAUACACCAACACAAUAACCCAAACCAUCAGCAUAGUAACAUCUAGUGUCCUUUUAUUGACAUAAUAAAUUAAGUGGUUUAUUAUCAAAACAUGUAGACCUAUGGCUUUUUGUACAAAUGCAUCAUAUUAAAAAAAUAACACUUAGAAAACGGCAUUAGUGGUUGAGAUUUUUUUCCUCUUUUUUUUUUUUUUUUUUUCCUUAAUGUGUUU
Molecule: messenger RNA, 757 nt
Organism: Mugil cephalus (flathead mullet)
Lineage: Eukaryota; Metazoa; Chordata; Actinopteri; Mugiliformes; Mugilidae
Gene: psmg4
Product: proteasome (prosome, macropain) assembly chaperone 4
Exons: 3
Coding region: 113-487 (124 amino acids)
Biological process (GO): proteasome assembly
Source: RefSeq, a predicted model, not a curated record